Messenger RNA from Aspergillus fischeri NRRL 181, 1383 nucleotides. RefSeq names its product SHNi-TPR domain-containing protein. The record is from RefSeq and is a predicted model, not a curated record. Gene Ontology annotation, cellular component: nucleoplasm. Gene Ontology annotation, biological process: DNA replication-dependent chromatin assembly; CENP-A containing chromatin assembly. The transcript has 2 exons. Gene Ontology annotation, molecular function: histone binding. Bases 1 to 1383 code for a protein of 460 amino acids. NCBI's taxonomy places the organism in Eukaryota, Fungi, Ascomycota, Eurotiomycetes, Eurotiales, Aspergillaceae.
AUGGCAGAGCUUAACUCAGCAAAAGCAGACCCAAUAGAGCUGAAAAGCACCACAGAUGUCAAGCGUGUACAGUUAGAAGAUCUGAUCGCGCGAGCUGUGGCGAAAGAUGCAAUCAAGGACUUUAAUGCGGCUGCUGAGCUUUACUCCCAAGCUACGGAACUCCAAGCCGAGCUGAACGGUGAACUGUCACUCGACAACGCUGAUCUGCUGUUCGCCUACGGCAAAGCUUUAUACAACGUGGCGGUGAGCAAGAGCGAUGUCCUAGGGUCAAAAGUAGCUGGAGAGCCUCAAGCUCAAACAAAUGAUCUACCUGCAAGCGGCUCCAAAUCAUCCGCGCAUGUGCCUGGCGAGAGCGUUAUCAAAAAUGCGAUCGCUAGUGGGGUGGCUAAGCAAGAACAUUCCACGGAUUCUAGAUCCAGCCCUGGAAAGACUUUGAACCAGCCCUUUUUCCAAUUCAGUGGCGAUGAAAAUUUCGAUGAUUCGGAAUCUGAGGCAGAAGAGGGUGAUGAAGGCGCUGAUGGUGUUGACGAUGACGAUGACGAUUUUGCCAACGCCUUUGAAGUCCUGGACUUGGCCCGUAUACUCUACCACAAGAAGUUAGCCGCAGUAGAGGAAUCAUGUGGGGAAGGGAAAUCCGCCGGCCUGCCGUCCGAUGUCAAACACAUCAAGGAGCGUCUCGCAGAUACCUACGAUCUACAGGCGGAGAUUUCACUUGAAGGGGAGAGAUUCACGGAUGCGGUGGCGGACCUCAGGACUGCACUUGAUCUGAGGCAAUCACUGUUUUCUAUGGAAGAUCCUUCCCUUGCUGAGUGUCACUACAAGCUUUCGCUCGCACUAGAAUUCGCAUCUGUCAAUAAUCCCAGCGAAGGCACUACUGGAGGGGACAGUGACCGCCGUGGCAAGGUUGAUGAAGCUAUGAGAGAAGAGGCUGCGACUCAGAUGGAGAAGGCUAUUGAGAGCUGUCGAGUCAGAAUGGCCCAGGAACAGAAGAAAUUGGAUGUAUCAGACGCCUUGGACGAAGACAGAGAGACAGCUCUGAGAAGGAAAAUAGCGAAUGUUAAGGAGAUCAUUGAAGACAUGGAGCAGAGACUCCUAGAUCUUCGUCGUCCGCCUGUGUCGGUUGAGCAACAGAACGAGGAAAGCGAUACGAUGCUUAGAGGAAUUCUAGGCCAGAUUGUAGGUCAGCCAGCUGUUGAGCAGCAAGCGCGACUGGAAGCUAUUACAAAAGAUGCCAAGGAUCUGUCUGCAUUAGUCAAAAGAAAGCCAGCUGGCAUCCAACAUCCGCCGCGAAGUGAAUCUACGGAGAAACGCUCAGCUCCAGAGCAGGUUGAGGACGAGUUCAACACGAAGAAGGCACGGACGGAAAGCGCUGAGAAUGUGUGA